AUGGCUGAGAAGGGCGACUGCAUCGCCAGCGUCUACGGGUAUGACCUUGGCGGGCGCUUCGUUGACUUCCAACCCCUGGGUUUCGGCGUCAACGGGCUGGUGCUGUCAGCCGUGGACAGCAGGGCCCGCCGGAAGGUGGCCGUGAAGAAGAUCACCCUGAGCGACACCCGCAGCAUGAAGCAUGCACUCCGGGAGAUCAAGAUCAUCCGCCGCCUGGACCACGACAACAUCGUGAAGGUGUAUGAGGUGUUGGGGUCCAAGGGUGCCGACCUGCAGGGCGAGCUGUUCAAGUCCAGCGUGGCCUACAUCGUCCAGGAGUACAUGGAAACCGACCUGGCACGCCUGCUGGAGCAGGGCACGCUGACGGAGGAGCAUGCCAAGCUCUUCAUGUACCAGCUGCUCCGAGGGCUCAAGUACAUCCACUCCGCCAACGUGCUGCACAGGGACCUGAAGCCCGCCAACAUCUUCAUCAGCACGGAGGACCUCGUGCUCAAGAUUGGGGAUUUCGGGUUGGCGAGGAUUGUUGAUCAGCACUAUUCACACAAGGGUUACCUGUCAGAAGGGUUGGUAACGAAAUGGUACCGCUCACCGCGCCUGCUCCUCUGCCCUAACAACUACACCAAAGCCAUUGACAUGUGGGCCGCUGGCUGCAUCCUGGCAGAGAUGCUCACGGGGAGGAUGCUCUUUGCUGGGGCUCACGAGCUGGAGCAGAUGCAGCUCAUCCUGGAGACCAUCCCUGUGAUCCGGGAGGAGGACAAGGACGAGCUGCUCAAGGUGAUGCCUUCCUUCGUCAGCAGCACCUGGGAGGUGAAGAGGCCACUGCGCAAGCUACUCCCUGAAGUGAACAGCGAAGCCAUCGACUUUCUGGAGAAGAUCCUGACCUUUAACCCCAUGGAUCGCCUGACUGCCGAGAUGGGGCUGCAGCAUCCCUACAUGAGCCCGUACUCUUGCCCCGAGGACGAGCCCACCUCGCAGCACCCCUUCCGCAUAGAGGAUGAGAUUGACGACAUCCUGCUGAUGGCCGCCAACCAGAGCCAGCUCUCCAACUGGGACAGGUACCCUGUGAGCCUGUCGUCGGACCUGGAGUGGCGGCCCGACAGGUACCAGGACGCAAGCGAGGUGCAGCUCGACCCGCGCGCGGGCUCGGCACCGCUGGCGGAGGACGUGCAGGUGGACCCGCGCAAGGACUCGCAGAGCAGCUCGGAGCGCUUCCUGGAGCAGUCGCACUCGUCCAUGGAGCGCGCCUUCGAGGCCGACUACGGGCGCUCCUGCGACUACAAGGUGGGGUCGCCGUCCUACCUGGACAAGCUGCUGUGGCGCGACAACAAGCCGCACCACUACUCGGAGCCCAAGCUCAUCCUGGACCUGUCGCACUGGAAGCAGGCGGCCGGGGCUCCCCCCACCGCCGCGGUGGCCGCGGUGGCCGCGGGAGCGGCGGACGCGGGGGCGCGCGACGAAGAGCCGGCCAGCCUCUUCCUGGAGAUCGCGCAGUGGGUCCAGAGCACGCAGGGCGGCCCCGAGCGCGCCAGCCCGCCCCGCGACGGCCCCGAGCGCCGCCUGUCGGCCUCCCCACCCAGCCGUCGGGCCCCCAUCGACGGGGGCGCCAGCCCCCAGUUCGACCUGGACGUGUUCAUCUCCCGCGCCCUGAAGCUCUGCACCAAGCCCGAGGACCUGCCGGACAAUAAACUGGGCGACCUCAACGGCGCGUGCAUCGCCGAGCACCCUGGCGAUCUCGUGCAGACUGAGGCCUUCUCCAAAGAAAGGUGGUGA
Messenger RNA from Mesoplodon densirostris (Blainville's beaked whale), 1770 nucleotides. It is a transcript of the gene MAPK4, whose product is annotated as mitogen-activated protein kinase 4. Bases 1 to 1770 code for a protein of 589 amino acids. Gene Ontology annotation, biological process: cell surface receptor signaling pathway; intracellular signal transduction; protein phosphorylation. Gene Ontology annotation, molecular function: ATP binding; MAP kinase activity. Lineage: Eukaryota; Metazoa; Chordata; Mammalia; Artiodactyla; Ziphiidae. The record is from RefSeq and is a predicted model, not a curated record. The transcript has 5 exons. Gene Ontology annotation, cellular component: nucleus; cytoplasm.